Messenger RNA from Miscanthus lutarioriparius, 777 nucleotides. Lineage: Eukaryota; Viridiplantae; Streptophyta; Magnoliopsida; Poales; Poaceae. The record is from the annotation of a GenBank genome assembly.
AUGGACAUAAACAAAAGGCCCAAUACAAAUCAGGCAGGUCAUAGGCUACUUCAAAGCCCAGGUCAUAGGCUACUUCAAGCCCAACAAACACCAAAAUCGCGCACAUCGACCGGCCCAAGCUGCUUAACCCAACGACGCGCCUGCCCCCAGAAGGCCAGAACCGCUUUGCAGCGCGCCGUGCCGCUGCGCCUGCGCCCAGAGCAGAAGAAGCCGCCGCGGCGCCCGUGUCUGGCGGGCGCCACACCGCCCGCGCUGCGCGAGCUGUGGGCGGAGUCCCGGGACCUGCUGGGCCUCCCUUCCUCUUCUCUGGACACCGCCGCCGCCGCCGUGCCGCGCGUCGACCUGCCCCCGACGCCGCUCGCGUUCCUCCGCGACCACGUCUCCCCGGGCCGCCCGCUCCUCGUCUCCGCCGCGGCCACCCUCCACUGGCCCGCUGCGUCGCUCUGGCCCACCGCCUCCUACCUCACCGACGCGCUCCGCUCCACCGCCGUCUGCCUUCACCUCACCCCCGACGGCCGCGCCGACGCGCUUGCCUCGCACCCGCACCCACGGCACCCCGGAUCGUCGAGGUGCUUUGCGUCCGCGCACGCCCGCCGCGUCGACUUCCCUACCGCGAUGUUUUCUGAGGAAUGGAUGGAUCAAGGCUUCCCUGCCCGGUGCUGGGCAUCUGAAACUGAAAUUCUGAAUGACAACCGUUUCUUGGUUGUGUUCUGGAAUUCUGAAUCACAACCAUUUAUUUUACCUCUUCGCAGCCGGAGGAAGCACGUUACUGACUGA